Molecule: messenger RNA, 2686 nt
Organism: Piliocolobus tephrosceles (Ugandan red Colobus)
Lineage: Eukaryota; Metazoa; Chordata; Mammalia; Primates; Cercopithecidae
Gene: RFESD
Product: Rieske Fe-S domain containing
Exons: 4
Coding region: 414-887 (157 amino acids)
Molecular function (GO): 2 iron, 2 sulfur cluster binding
Source: RefSeq, a predicted model, not a curated record
UGGAUAUAUGUGUUUUUAUGUAAAAUGGUAACCUAAGACUUGAGUGGAAUUAAAAUGCUGAUUCCUGUUGAUCAAGGAAAGGUACAUUAUAUUGUUUAACUUCCUGUGAAAUACUACAAUAUUACUAUAUUUGAAAAAGGCAUGGAUGAUGAAGUAUCUUCCUAAAGUUAGAAUAUUUAUUUGAAGUUGACACCUGGUUUGUAAUUUUGUUAAAUAUUUGUAGAUAAGUGUGUGUUUAAUAUCUUGAGCAUUUCACAGCAAACUCCUUUCUUAAAAAAAUAUUUUUAGAGACAGGGUCUCACUCUGUUGCCCAGGCUGGAGUACAGUGGUAUGAUCAUAGCUAAAUGAAGCCUCAAACUCCUGGCCUCAAGUGAUCCUCCUCCCUGGGCCUCCUAAGCAGCCAACCCUACAGCAUGAAUCUUGAUGGCUCCGCACAAGAUCCUGAAAAGAGGGAAUAUUCUUCUGUCUGUGUGGGCAGAGAAGAUGACAUUAAAAAAUCUGAAAGAAUGACAGCUGUUGUCCAUGAUAGAGAAGUGGUCAUUUUCUACCACAAGGGAGAAUAUCAUGCUAUGGAUAUUCGCUGUUACCACUCAGGAGGACCUUUACAUUUGGGAGAUAUAGAGGAUUUUGAUGGACGACCGUGUAUAGUUUGCCCCUGGCAUAAAUACAAAAUUACUUUGGCAACAGGAGAAGGUCUGUACCAGUCUAUAAACCCUAAAGAUCCAUCAGCAAAACCCAAGUGGUGCUCCAAAGGAGUAAAGCAAAGGAUUCACACAGUGACAGUAGACAAUGGGAAUAUUUAUGUGACUCUUUCUAGUGAACCUUUUAAGUGUGCCUCUGAUUUUUAUGCCACUGGAGACUUCAAAGUAAUUAAGAGUUCUUCCUGAUAAAAAAAAUAUAUAUAGAAAUGAAAAAUAUUGUGUAUGCUUGAAAACAUUUUUAGAAUAACUGCUUCAAUUUUAAAGUGAUGAAAUUUUUCAACAUAGGCACAACUAUUUAAAACUCAUAUAAAUUUGAGAGGUUUAAGAGCACACAUACUUAGUAUGAUGUAAGGAUUAUCAGGAUCAAUAGAAUACAUUUUAUCUAAUCUUCUGGAUUAAUUAGAACCUGAAGGUUAUAGGUUUGGGAUGUUCUGUUUAAGAAGGAUGAAAAUAAAUUUGGAGUAAACAAACAAUAGGUAAAAAUUAAGGUUUAGUAAGAAAAAUUUUUUAAUUUAAUUUUUAAAAUAGGAAAAAAUCCCUGUUUGAUGUAGCAGACUUAAUUCUGAAAAAGUUACAAAGUAGACUAUAUAAUGAACUUCUGUCACUCAGCUUUAACAGUUAUCAGCGUUCUUCCAUUCUUGUUUUAUUUAUACCUCUAUGGAUUCCCUACCUCUCCUAUUUGAUUGUUAUUUUUACAUUUUUAGGUAAAGUUUAAAUACAUUGAAAUGUUCACAUCUGAACUGUACAACUUUCCCAAAUAACAUAGCAGACUUUUUAUACUUUAAAAAUACCUCCAAAAAUGAGAUAAGUUUACCUGCUGAACUUGAAAAUAAGAAACUUAACCACUGUGCUAGACAUCAAAACCAAGUAAACUUUGGCUUAGUUUCUCUAUGAUCAAGGCAGAUCUUAAAGUAAGGAAGCCAGACACAGCUGCUGCCCAGCCAUGAGAGAUGUAAAGUCUCCUAUUCAGUGAGCCAGUGUACUUCGAAUGCCUAUAUGAAAUUUUCAAAUAAAGGUUUUAAAAAAUUUUUUAGAACUUUAUGUGAAUGUAUGCACAACUAAGUGUCUCCUAUAAAUAUUAUAGAGAGGAGAUCUAGGGUUUUGUUCUUUGGAGUUCCCAGGCAAGGUUGAUGUUCAGUUGGUUCACCCUGGUUUUAUCAUGUCAGUUAUUUAUGGUCAGUACCAUUCAGUUGCCUGGUGCUCAUACCAUACUAGCUGAAAUGUAUUUAAAAUAACACCCCAGACACCCACCAUGCAAAAAUCAGCAGCACAUAGUGGUGAUUUUUAUGGUCAGUGCUCACGCAAAAAUCACCACUAUGUGGGACCAGAAAUAGCCAAAAUGAGUAGAUGAUGUAUUCAGAGUGAGAAGAACUUUUUGUCAAGAUUGGAACCUAGUCGCAAAGCACAGUAAUAUGUUUAGAGGAAGAGAAUUACAUUAAGAAUCUAAAUCUAAUACUUAACAUUCUAAAGAGCUGACCUGGACUCCUUCCCUUGGUUAUUAUAAAAAUAGUUAAUGAAUAAGGUCUAUAUAGUAAAGACUCUGCUUACAGGGACCUUUGCUACAUAUUAUUACACUUCCUUUUCUGUUGGAGUAUGGAUAGCAUGAGUAGCACUUGGUCCUCAUUUCUCAGACAACCAACGAACCAGACUUGUGCUUUUUAUAGAUAUUGUUUGUGGCAGCAACUACUCACUAAGUACAAAAAAUAUACUAUCUCUCAGGAAGGUACAUCCCGGUCUAUUCUAUCAUGUGAUAAUCCUUCAAUGCCCAGUCAGGUCUUAACAUAUGUCCAGAAUAUAAAAUGUAUAGAAGAAAUCAAAGUACUUUCUUCAGGCAAAAACUGUAGCCCUGGUUUGCAGGAAUAAUUACAGAAAUAUUUUCUCGUAAGAGCCACUGGGAAUAAUAAGUAGUGUGCACUUGAUUUUUCAUUCUAAAUUUGUAUAUCUAAAUGUAGAAAUAAAAAAUAUCAUAUCAUGUACUGUCUUCA